AUGGCAGCACUACAACAGCAGCAUUAUGUGACCAGCCGGCUACAAGAAAAUAUGACUCGGAGAGAGAGAAACCAGCAGUUUAAUCGGGAUAACCUCUUACACUACCUCAGGGAAGACAAGAUAUUGGAAGCCAGUAUGGUUUGUGCAGAUCGUGUUGAAAACAGACGACACCUGAGGAAACUGAAUAACGAGUACUAUGAGAGGAAUUUAGAGAAUGCCAUUGAGAUGGAAAAAAACGAAAAAGAGAUCAAAAGAAAACAACUUGAAAGAGAUGAACUGAUGGCUAAAGAACACAUAAGAAUAGAAAAUGAAAUUCUAAAAGAUGAAAAAAUUAGACAACAAGCAAGGGAGAACAGUGAAGAGAUCCGUGAACUGGAACUAAAGCUGAAAUGUGCCUAUGUGUUCAAAGAAAGAGCAGAACAAAUGGCAAAAGCCAAAGCCAUAAAAUGUGAGCAACUAAAGCAUGAAGCUGAAAUGGCCAAGAAAAUGAAAUGCGAGUUUGAAAGAGAAACAGAAAAGGCGAAGAAGCAGCUAGAAAAGAAGCAGUUUGAAGAGAUGAUGAAGUAUCAGGAAGGUCUAGAGGUACAGCUUGAAGAAGAUGAGAAGAAGAGGCAAGAUCAGUUGGAGGAAUUUUUGAAAGAGAAGAUGAUGGUUGAUGAAAUUGUUAGAAAGAUCUAUGCAGAAGAUCAAGAGCAGAGGCGCAAAAAAUUGGAAAAAAUGAAGACCGCCUGGCAGGAUAUUGAUGAUUUUGCUCAACAACAAGCAGUGUGGAGACGUAGAGAACUUGAAAAAAUGGAAGAGGAAAACAAGCGAAUAAUAGAAUUCAUGAAGUUAAAGCAACACAGAGAAGAGACCAGAAAGGCCCAACAGAACGAAAGAAGCGAAAGAAAGCAAGUUUUGCAGCAACAGAUUGCCCAACAACUUAAAGCAGAACAGAAACAACGUGAAGAAGAAGAGCAGUUCAUCCUGGACUUGUGCCAUCAUGAAAAAGAUGAGGCUGAAAGGCAGAAAGAAAUUCAAGACAUGGAGAACAGAAUUCGCAAGCGGCUCGAGCUGAAGCAGAUAUUCCGUGAUCAAAUAGAUUUUAAGAAAUUGAGGAGGCAGGCUGAAAAAGAGGAAGAAGAUGAAUACAGACGGCAGUGGAUGGCUAAUUUUGCAGAAGAGGACCGUAUUGAGCAAAUGAAUGCCCAAAAGCGGCGAAUGAAACAGUUAGAGCAUCGCAGGAUCAUUGAGAAUAUUCUGGAAGAACGAAGACAGAGACUCUUGACAAUCAAAGAGCGAGAAAAAGAGGAGUAUAAAAAUGAACUCAAGUGGGAAGCUGACCGCCUUCAAAUCAUUGAGGAAGAAAGACACAAUCUCCUUAAACAGCAUGCCACUAAACUUCUGGGAUUCCUUCCUAGCGGUAUAUUCAAAGGAAAGGAAGAUCUGGAGCUUUUCGAUGAAGAUUUUCAGAAGAAUUUCCUGAAGAAAGACCCGGAGACGAUUUUGCAUGCGGCUGGAGACAACAAAUAA
Polypterus senegalus (gray bichir) is the source of this 1512-nucleotide messenger RNA. RefSeq names its product meiosis-specific nuclear structural protein 1-like. Gene Ontology annotation, biological process: cilium organization. The transcript has a single exon. The coding region runs from base 1 to 1512 and encodes 503 amino acids. Lineage: Eukaryota; Metazoa; Chordata; Cladistia; Polypteriformes; Polypteridae. Gene Ontology annotation, cellular component: motile cilium. The record is from RefSeq and is a predicted model, not a curated record.